Dendroctonus ponderosae (mountain pine beetle) is the source of this 2638-nucleotide messenger RNA. It is a transcript of the gene cyc, whose product is annotated as protein cycle. The transcript has 14 exons. The record is from RefSeq and is a predicted model, not a curated record. Lineage: Eukaryota; Metazoa; Arthropoda; Insecta; Coleoptera; Curculionidae. Gene Ontology annotation, biological process: regulation of transcription by RNA polymerase II. Gene Ontology annotation, cellular component: aryl hydrocarbon receptor complex; cytoplasm; transcription regulator complex. Gene Ontology annotation, molecular function: DNA-binding transcription factor activity, RNA polymerase II-specific; protein dimerization activity; RNA polymerase II cis-regulatory region sequence-specific DNA binding. The coding region runs from base 452 to 2557 and encodes 701 amino acids.
UCCUAAACAUUUGAAUGUCGCACGGGCACCAACGCGUUUAGUAUUUGCGUACUUCGAUGAAUCUUAGUGAGUUGAAGAGAUGAAGUUUCUUUAUGCGUUUGGUGAGGUGAACAUAACGACAUAACUUCAAUAGAUGCGCACAGGAUCAUAUACAAUAGCAUUGGGUUAAUUAAUUUUUUUUUAUGCAUUUUCUUUCAAGCGCGCAAAGUAAGCUAAAACUGAAACAAGCUCUGAUUGCAACCUACAACUACAGCUUAUUUAGCUGGUAACUCUAACUACAUGCAGUUUUUUUAAAUUCAUCCAACUGUUCUUUAGAAUAUGUAAAGCGGCAAUAUAAUAAUUUUCGACCCCAUUAGGCAAAGUGCGGAAAUACUUUUCUUACAUCUGCUAAAAUCUUCACUGAAGUAUCGGCUGAAUUGUUCAACGAGUUAAUACUAGAAAACCCAUUAACAUGCUAAAAAUGGUGGCGCGCAAUUUCUCCGUCCAGGAUAUACCAUAUUCGCGGCUCUUUCAUAUUCCACCUGAUGAUGAACGGGAUUUUAUCUCUUUGGACGAACUGAAACCGACGAUAGUGCAGCAUAACUUGCCACCCCAACCCAUCGGCAACUACCAGCCGACUUACUAUGAGUUGACCAAUAUCGCUGAGGAUCCAUGUUCGUCCUCCUUUUCAUAUUCGGCCUCCCUGCCCAGUUCGACAUGUACUUCCUCCAUGAUGGAGGGUCAGGGUGUGGACACCACCCUAAACCCGACAGUCAAACGAAAAAGAAAAGCCUCAUUUCAUGACAUCAGCGAUGUAGAUGAUGACAACGGAGAAGAUGCAAAAUCUACAAAGACCGACGAAAAUAAAAAGCAAAAUCAUAGCGAAAUAGAAAAACGACGACGCGACAAAAUGAACACUUACAUUACGGAAUUGUCUGCCAUGAUCCCCAUGUGCCAUGCAAUGUCCCGAAAACUGGACAAACUGACGGUUUUACGAAUGGCCGUGCAACAUAUAAAAACAAUAAGAGGCGCAGUCCAUUCGUAUACUGAGGGCCAUUACAAACCUUCGUUUCUAACAGAUCAGGAAUUGAAGAACUUAAUUUUACAGGCUGCUGAUGGUUUUCUUUUCGUGGUUGGUUGCGACAGAGGGAGGAUUUUGUACGUGUCACAAUCAGUUUCGAAGGUUCUAAACUACAGCCAGACUGACCUUCUCGGACAAAGUCUCUUUGAUAUUCUACACCCUAAAGAUGUAGCCAAAGUCAAAGAACAAUUGUCCUCAUCUGAUUUAAAUCCUCGAGAGAGACUCAUUGAUGCCAAAACCAUGCUACCAGUCAAAACCGAUGUUCCCCAUGGAGCUUCGAGAUUAUGCCCGGGUGCCAGAAGGUCGUUUUUUUGCAGAAUGAAGUGCCGGAUGGCCUCACAAGUCAAAGAAGAAGCUGACACGACUACUGGCUCCCAACGGAGAACGACUAAACUUAACUCUGAUAAAAAGUUCAACGUAAUCCAAUGCACUGGCUAUCUAAAAUCAUGGGCUCCAGCCAAAAUAGGGGUGGAAGAACAGGAAGACGGGGAUUCUGAUUCGUGCAACUUAUCCUGUUUAGUUGCAAUUGGGCGAAUUUUGCCUCACAUUUCCACUGUGGCAGUCAGCAGCCAUAAUAGCACUAAAAUCAGGCCUAUCCAGUUCAUGUCCAGACAUGCCCUGGAUGGAAAGUUUAUAUUCGUAGAUCAAAGAGCUACUUUGGUUCUUGGAUAUCUGCCGCAAGAAAUGUUGGGUACCAGCAUGUACGAGUAUUAUCAUAACGACGACAUUCCUCUUUUGGCCGACAAACAUAAAAUGGCGCUUCAAACAAGUGAAUAUGUCCGUACUAAUGUUUAUAGGUUUCGGACUAAAGAAGGGGGUUUCGUCAGGCUGCAGAGCGAAUGGAGAUCUUUUAAAAAUCCAUGGACGAAAGAAAUUGAAUAUGUAAUAUCCAAGAACAACUUGGUUCUAAGUGAUUUUCGAAUGGUGGAAAGUACGGCGGGUAGGACGGAAAACAUUGAAAAUUAUGAAUUUUUCUCGAACGUCUAUGAUAAAGACAUCCAGACUGCGAUCAAUUCGCAUGUCGAAGCAAGCAAAAUUGGCAAACAAAUCGCCGAAUUGUUGAUGGAUUCGCAGCGACGAAACCCGGAUUCUUGUUCUAACAGUCCGAGUCCAGAAUCGAGCAUAUCAGGUUUACCUAAUGGAGACGCCCAAAUUUCUACCAGCGUCUCCAAUUCGGACAAUUUCAGAGACUCUGCAGUUAUGUCAAGUUUCGUUCAAAAUACUCAACCGUUUGAAAGCGUAACGAAUAAUGUGAAUAUUAACGGUGUCGUUAAUGAACCGGUGUUGAACGUUUCAAACACAUCUGAAAACCCCUCAGAAAUCAUUAACAUGAUUUCGAAUGACGAUGUCCAUCAGUCACCAAACCAGAGUAAUGGAGUAACCGGUAUGGAUGGAAACGACGAAGCCGCCAUGGCGGUGAUUAUGAGUCUGUUAGAGGCAGACGCUGGUUUAGGCGGUCCAGUGGAUUUUUCGGGAUUGCCUUGGCCGUUACCUUGACGGGAUCAAUGAGAUUUCCCACUGAACUAUUUUAACGAUUUUGAUAAUCGACAACAUUAUUUGCAGCAUAAAACUUAAGAA